AUGGAUCGGUCCGGCCGACAACUAGCCCUCCGGGAUUCGGAGAAUAUCGAAGCAGGAAGCAAUGUCACCGGAGAAGUUGAAGAGCCAGGGCGCACGUCAGUGAGACAGUCCACCCGCCGCCGAGGCCCAGGCUUUAUCAACAUUCUAGACUUUGGGUUCCAGUGGGGUAUACCUUCUGUGGACCUUGUCCGCGUUGGCGUUGUGUCUAAAUCCAACAGGGGCACGCUGGACGGCGCCCGUGUUGCUUAUUCAGUCGGCGCCGGGCAUACCGCCACCGUCAUCCAGCACCAGACAGGUGACGAGGAGUUAGAUAUCCUACCUGUGGGAACCACUAUUGCCCUCAAGAUUUUCACACAGAACUCGGUUCCCGAUUCUACGGAGGGUCGGCAGGGCCAGCGGGAAGCUCUGUCCCAGACCUACGCUGCUAUCCUCAGUGAGCUCGGCGUACUCUGCGACCCAGAGCUAUCCGAGCAUCCGAACUUUGUCAAGUUGCUGUUUUUAGGAUGGCGGUCACCCAACCCCUUUCUGAUCCUCGGAAUGGAGCUCGGGGAAUACGGAUCUCUGGAUUAUACCUAUGCGCGCCGGGCGCCGGGGCUCGUCCACGGAGACUUGAAGCCGGGGAACAUCGUGGUUUUCAAGCACCCCGACCCGGAGCGGCAGCUAAUCGCAAAGCUGACCGACUUUGGGGGUGCGUCUGAGCGCGACACAGCCCCGGGCUUCGUUACAUAUCUAUGGUCUGCGCCGGAAGUACUCCACGGGGACCCCGACAUCGACUGGGACAAAUGCGAUAUCUACUCGUACGGUCUGGUCGUCGCUAGCAUCUGGGGCCGCCCAGGAGAGUUCGUGGUCAAGCGCAGGAAGUCUUCCUGCAUUCUCGAGUCUUUCGUCCCGCCAUCUCUGUUAGAAGAAGACGAUCGAGAAAACUUCCUCCUGGUCACAAAGAGCAUCCCUGAGGAUAGACCAGACAGUGCACUGCACUUGAGCCUGAGAAGCUUGCCCACCGCCAGCCCUGCAGUUGUCCGAAAUUUGCUCGGGGUAGUGCUUGUGCCACGCUUUUGGCAGCGGCCAAGCAUGCUUGACGUCAUCUGGUCAAAGUCGUUUCGACAGCGCACCCGAGAGUUCCAGGAAUAUGUUCUUGGACAGCUCGAGCAGGAGGUCGGCGGAAGCCCGGAUCUCUUCUGCUCCGUGGUCGAGGAUAUCACGGAAAGCGCCGACGAAGCCAAGUCCCUUGACCAGUACAUCGAGAUUCUUCGACAGGGCGUCGGCCGCCGGGCGAUUUCCGCCACUGGCGGAGGGGAGGGCUCCACGUUCAUCGAUGCUGGAGACAAAGGGCGUAUCUGCUUUCACAUAGCGCUAUGCUACUUGUACCCCGUUGGCACAGACUUCUCGCUGGAGACAGGCCUGCGCUGGCUGCGGGCCGCAGUUCUUGGUGGCUAUAUGCAGGCAGCGUACCUGUUCUCAGUCCUGCAGCAUCAAUAUCCGGAGCAAAGUCCUCCUCCGGUGCAGGAGCGACUAUCGCUUGCAGUCGCAGGCCUGACAAGGAGCUUACCCUGCUUGGACAUCCUCGCCUCUCGGUGGCCGGCGCACUAUCAGCAGGUUAUGGCUGUCAUACAAGUUAGAGGCAAAUGCCCUGCCGAGUCAGGGGGGAUUUCGGAUAGUAUCAUCUCCUACAACCUUGACCAUGCCCGACGGCUGCUGGAAGGACAAGCAGACGACAGCAAGCCCGCCGUCGCAGAGGGCGACGACAUGGCUGGCGCGCUGCACGCCUUGACUUAUCUCAGAGAUGCCGAUGCUGCGUCGCUGGCCAGGCUGGUUGUCUCCAAAGGCGCAGACUUGAAUGCCUCGCGAGUUGCAUCGCAAGGAGUAUGGGCAACCAAGCUUGAUCAAAGCAGGGUCACCUCUGCGCUGAGCUCGGCCAUCUCGCGCGGGCAGCUCUUGUUUGCUCAGACCAUGGUCGAUCUGCACGAGGAAAAGGAUAUUCCCAUUAAGGAUUUCCUCACUGGCUUGGAGGGAUCUGCGCUACUCGAUCCGCGUCUCCUGCUUAUCGCCGCCAUGGACGACUCAGACAUGCACUCUCUGGAGAACCGGGCCUUCCAUGGGCAACGCCACGACGAGGCAUACGCCAACACCCUGAUGCCGUUGAUCAAGUACGGGGCAAAUCCUACCAGCGGUUUCUUUAGGGACUGCCCCCUAUAUCGCUGUCUGGUUGACGACGAUCCAGUUGCGCUACGGUGCUUCGUUCGAUGUAUACGUGAAACCUAUGAUGGGGACCCGUUCGAACUGGUCAUCGAUCCGGGCCAUUGCCGGGGGCAGGAGUGGUCGGCAAACGGGCAUACAGGACUACAAACCUGUAUCUACUCCAAAUCCCGGCGUUGCUUCUACAUUCUACUUGACGAGUUUCCCCUUCUGAUGGAGGAGCAAAACAUGCGAGGCCUCACGGCUCUCCACUCAGCCACGUUCCACCGCCAGGAUCUAGGGCUGCUACAAGCUCUGCUGGAGCGAGGCGCAAACGUCCUAGCUGUGAGCAAAGACAAUUCGUCUCCGCUCAUGCGGGCGCUGCGAAACAAGAACAUUGAGGCCGCCGAUCUCAUCACGCGGUACUGCUCUCCGGAGCAGCUCGCCAUCCUUUUCCGGCGGCAGCCCGACACGGGCCGCUCGCUCUUCUCGCGCCUGAUAGAUGCCUGGCUCCGUGGCCGUGACCCAGAGCUCAUCGAGAGCUUCAGAUGGGCAGUCGAUCACGGUGCCGCGCACUUCUAUGGCACCACCUUCGACGUGGGCCCGCACCGGGUCGAGAAGCCGCUGUGGAACGACAUACUGGCCAGCGUGCGCCCGCCGUCCGAGGCCUGGCAGCUACACGACCUGGAGCUCCUCGACCUCCUGUUUUCCGUGUUUCCGGACCGGGUCAACGAGCUACAGCAGGACGGUCGCGGUCCGCUGCACGUGGCGGCGUGGUACGGGCAUGUCGAGGCGGUGCGCAGCCUACUGCGCCAGCACGGCGCCGACGUCAACCUCGAGUUUGGAGUCUGCGAGUAUCACCCAGGCGACCCACGGGCCAUGGAGGGCCGUACCGCGCUCAACCUGGCCGUCGUUCGCGGCAAAGCGUCCGGGCUACCUGACGAGGUACGGCGGGGUGGACACGAGGACAUCUCACGCUGGCGGGCCGACUGCGCCGCCAUCAAAGACAUUCUCCGCGCUGCGGGAGGGCGUUCGGGCGGCGGUGCUUCUUUUGCGCAGGCGAUGGAGGUCCUGGCACUGGAUGAGGAUUCCAACGUCUCGGCCGUUUCCAUCAAUGAGCCGGAGCCGCCUGAGCACGAUGAUAUAUGGAGGGGGGAGUGGCCCGAACCGCUCCCUCGGGAUGGCACCAGCGCGCCACCUCCGGAUCUACAGAGCAUGGAGAGGGGGAUGGGGGUUCUGAUGAGCCUCCUGGGCCCUAUGCGUACGAGCAGAGGUGAGAGCCAUAACACCACAGCUGACCCAGAGGAGCGUGACAACUGGAGGUCAAAAGCAAGUCGGAUUCGGCAGUUGUGGAGGCUCCCGCAGGGGUGGGAGCUGCGCAUGGUGGGCGAUAGCGGGACGCUCUUCUUUGUAAACCACAACACGCAAAGCACAACCUGGGACAAGCCGCCUCUGGCAAGGCCAGGCUAG
Molecule: messenger RNA, 3645 nt
Organism: Gaeumannomyces tritici R3-111a-1
Lineage: Eukaryota; Fungi; Ascomycota; Sordariomycetes; Magnaporthales; Magnaporthaceae
Product: serine/threonine protein kinase
Exons: 5
Coding region: 1-3645 (1214 amino acids)
Biological process (GO): protein phosphorylation
Molecular function (GO): protein binding; protein kinase activity; ATP binding
Source: RefSeq, a predicted model, not a curated record